GUGAAACUGGAUGCAGUGGCUCUCCCCCCUCGCUCGCCGCAGCCGGCCGCCGGCCAUCCACCGCCACUGCUUCCACCGGCCACCGCCGCCGUCGCGGACCUUCCUCGCUGCUGCUGGUUCCUCCUCCACGGAACAAUGCUCUCGCUUCACGCUUGCUCUCCUCGCCGACCACCCACACCCCGCCGUCGCGGAGUUCACGCGCGCCGGCUUCUCCCGCCUCGCCGAUCGGCCCCUCCUCGCCCGCGCCAUCCACGGACUCGCCAUCCGCCUCGCGCUCCCGCUCAGUGCCUUCCACCGCAACACGCUCCUCGCGUUCUACUUCCGUAACCGGGAUGCCCCCGACGCCGCGCUCCACCUGUUCGACGAAAUGCCCGAACGGAUCCCGUCCUCCUGGUAUACCGCCGUCUCCGGCUGCGUCCGCUGCGGCCGCGAUGGCACGGCCUUCGAGCUGCUCCGCGGCAUGCGGGAGCGUGGCGUGCCGCUCAGCGGGUUCGCGCUCGCCAGCCUCGUCACCGCCUGCGAGCGUCGCCGGGGUGGGGCCUGGGAGGAGGGCCUCGCCUGCGGCGCCGCUAUCCACGCACUCACCCACAGGGCUGGGCUCAUGGUCAACAUUUACAUCGGCACGGCACUCCUCCACUUGUACGGCUCCCGUGGGGUUGUGUCCGAUGCACAGAGGUUGUUCUGGGAGAUGCCCGAGAGGAAUGUCGUGUCAUGGACAGCGUUGAUGGUGGCAAUGUCGUCCAAUGGGUACCUGGAUGAGGCAUUGGGAGCUUAUCGUCAGAUGAGGAGGGAAGGGGUUCCAUGCAAUGCAAACGCCUUCGCAACAGUGGUCAGUUUGUGUGGAUCACUCGAGAAUGAGGUGCCGGGCCUUCAGGUUGCUUCCCACGUGAUAGUCUCUGGACUCCAAAAGCAGGUCUCUGUGGCAAAUUCAUUGAUUACCAUGUUUGGCAACAUGGGAAGGGUGCAGGAUGCCGAGAAGCUCUUUGAUAGGAUGGAGGAACAUGACACUAUAUCAUGGAAUGCGAUGAUAUCGAUGUACUCACAUGAAGGGAUCUGCAGCAAAUGUUUUCUGGUGUUUUCAGAUAUGCGUCAUCGUGGAUUAAAGCCUGAUGCGACAACAUUGUGUAGCCUGAUGUCUGUCUGUGCCUCAGAACAUUCCAGCCAUGGAAGCGCAAUCCAUUCCCUGUGUCUCAGGAGUGGUCUGGAUUCGUCAUUAACGGUCAUUAAUGCCCUGGUUAAUAUGUACUCCGCUGCUGGAAAACUGAACGAUGCUGAGUUUCUGUUCUGGAACAUGAGUAGAAGGGAUCUAAUAUCAUGGAACACUAUGAUUUCAUCCUAUGUGCAGAACUGUAUUAGCACUGCUGCGUUGAAUACACUGGGUCAGUUGUUCCAAACGAAUGAAAUCCCAAAUCACAUGACAUUUUCCAGCGCUCUAGGAGCAUGCUCAAGUCCAGAAGCCUUGAUGGAUGGCAAAAUGGUUCAUGCCAUUGUAAUUCAAUUGAGUCUUCACAAAAAUCUGCUAGUUGGUAAUUCUCUCAUCACGAUGUAUGGGAAAUGCAAUUCUGUGCAAGAUGCAGAGAAAGUUUUUCAGUCGAUGCAAAAUCGUGAUGUUGUCAGCUACAAUGUACUUAUUGGUGGCUAUGCAGGACUUGAGGAUGGUAAAAAGGCAAUGCAAGUGUUUUCUUGGAUGCGAGGUGCAGGGAUAAAGCCAAAUUACAUUACAAUGAUAAAUAUACAUGGUUCUUUCACGUGUUCAAAUGAUCUGCAUGAUUAUGGAAGUCCCUUACAUUCAUACAUAAUACGCACUGGAUUUUUAUCAGAUGAGUAUGUUGCUAACUCCCUGAUCACAAUGUAUGCAAAGUGUGAUGAUUUAGAAUCAAGCACUAAUGUGUUCCAUACUAUCACCAACAAGAGUGGCGUUUCAUGGAAUGCCAUGAUAGCAGCAAAUGUUCAACUUGGCUAUGGAGAGGAAGCUCUAAAGCUCUUCAUCCGUAUGCUUCAUGCUGGAAAGAAACUUGAUCGUGUUUGUCUUGCUGAAUGUCUGUCAUCCAGUGCAAACCUCGCAUCAUUAGAAGAAGGCAUGCAGCUACAUGGUCUUGGUAUGAAAUCUGGGUUGGAUUCAGACUCAUACGUUGUUAAUGCUGCAAUGGAUAUGUAUGGGAAAUGUGGAAAGAUGGAUGAAAUGUUGAAACUGCUUCCUGACCAAGCCAUUCGACCUCAGCAAUGCUGGAACACUUUGAUAUCAGGUUAUGCAAAGUAUGGGUAUUUCAAGGAAGCUGAGGAAACAUUUGAUCAAAUGGUUGCAAUCGGGAGAAAGCCAGACUAUGUAACGUUUGUUGCUCUACUCUCAGCUUGUAGUCAUGGUGGUCUAGUAGACAAGGGUAUAGAGUACUACAACUCUAUGGCUUCCAAGUUUGGUGUUUCCCCAGGAAUAAAACAUUGUGUAUGUAUAGUGGAUCUCCUUGGACGUUUAGGGAGGUUUGCAGAGGCAGAGAAAUUUAUUGAAGACAUGCCAGUCUUACCGAAUGAUCUAAUAUGGCGAAGUUUGUUGUCUUCUAGUAGAACCCACAAAAAUCUUGAAAUUGGAAGGAAAGCCGCCAAAAAGCUUCUUGAAUUGGAUCCAUUUGAUGAUUCAGCUUAUGUUCUUCUGUCAAACUUAUAUGCUACAAAUGCAAGAUGGUUGGAUGUUGACAAAUUACGAAGUCACAUGAAGAACAUCAAUAUAAACAAAAGGCCAGCUUGCAGUUGGCUUAAGCUGAAGAAUGAAGUAAGCACCUUUGGUAUUGGUGACCGGUGUCAUAAGCAUGCAGAAAAGAUAUAUGCAAAGUUACAUGACAUAUUGCUGAAACUGAGGGAAGUAGGUUAUAUUGCUGACACAUCAUCUGCACUGCAUGAUACAGAUGAAGAGCAAAAGGAGCAGAACCUUUGGAACCAUAGCGAGAAACUUGCUUUGGCAUAUGGCCUUAUCAUUGUCCCAGAAGGAUCUACGAUAAGAAUAUUCAAGAAUCUCAGGGUCUGUUCAGACUGUCAUCUGGUAUUUAAACUGGUUAGCAUGGUUUCUAAUAGGGAAAUUGUGCUGAGAGAUCCGUAUAGGUUCCACCACUUCAAAAGUGGAUCAUGCUCUUGUUCAGAUUUUUGGUGAGAUAGUCAAACACAAAUAGCUGUUGGCUCAUUGUUUUAUGUUUGAGCCUUCCACAGCCCAAAGGGCAAAGAAUAAAAAAAUGACAAGGCUGAGAAAUAAACUCUUAUCUUCCUUUGCAUGGGAACAGUAACUGUCAUUACAGUGCGUAUGUGAGUGCCUUUAAUUCUGUUUCCAGUACAUUGAUGUUUAUGUUCAAUACUAGGUGCAUUAACAAGCAGUGUUAGAUGAGAGAAAUUGAUCAGCUGAUUGCAUGGUUCUUUUCCACACUUGGUGUCUUUGUCAGAUUCCAUGGUAGAGUCGGUGCAAUGACAACAAUGGGAUAAUGUUGACCACAGCUUCCGUCAACCAUGUGUAUGGCUUUUGAACAAUGUUGUCACACUGAUUCAUAGUGUUAUACCGAUCUUCUCUUCAUGAUGUGCAAGGAUCAGCAGAUAAGACCUCUAGUGAAAUUGAUGCUUGUUUGAAACCAUCAGACGACACAUUAUGUGCUGCAUGAAUCCUUUUAGGAUGCACACAAAUUAUAUCCUGUGGAAGUGUUAACCGAAGCAUAGAUCAAGAUUAUGUUAAAUUUAUUUUUUACUCUAGCUCUGAGGUGGGACGCAACUGAUAAAACCAAUGGAUUAUUUGCAUCAACUGUCUGACAACUCUGAUAUAUUGGUCUCUUUUGUGGUCAUUAGCUCACAUAUGUCUUCAGUUACUUGCUGGGGUAGUUGGAAAUCAUCCUAAACAUACAGUGGCCAUGGCCAGUGGCAGGCUGUCUGCAUAGUAGUUGUACUGUUGGUUGAACCCAUCGUAUAUAUGCUUGAUGGGACCUUCAAUAGUCAUAUACUUGUUCAUCGCGAAUCAGGGGACAUGGACACCUAAAUUAAUAGAGCCACAGCUGAAGGGCGGUAGUUCAAUUAUCCCGGAAGUGAUGGUGGUCCUCCCAGCAGCUGGUUUUAUCACUCACCGAAAGGAGACAGUACAAGCAAGAAACAACUAAUGUCAUGAAAGGUUGCUACUCAGAUUUGGUCUCUCGGUUACACUAUUGGACUACUGCUUUGCAGAUUUGAUCUACCAGUUCAGUGUGGGCACGCAAACAGAAACACAACUUGUCCUACAUUUGGGAUUGAAGAAACUCGUGCUGCAACAGUUAUACAAUACGUACUGAACAUAACUGUUGCCUGGCUUCAGAAUUCGAUCAGAAGAUCAUGAGAAAGAUCAGACGGCGACCAGGAUGAAGAAGAAUUAAACAUGAGCCUUGGCAUGCAUCAUCUACAUGGAGAUAUGGUGAUGGGCUGAUGGCUGACACUGGAGCUGAAAUAGCCACCUCAACUACUGAACUUUGAAUGCACAGUACCUACCACUACAAGCCCAUAUAGACAUCGAGUAUUCAACAACUGAACCUUGAAUGCACAGUACUUCCUACUACAAACAAGCCAUAGAUAGACUUCGAGUAGACUCAUCAUGUUGGUUGUACUGUACAGUACAUCGUGGUCACCGGAAUCAACAGAGGCAGGCAAAAUCCAUGAAAAGGAGCCCGUGGCUGAUGAGCUUGGUUGCUGCCGUGAAUGCAAGCAAGCAACUGGCAGCAUAUCAGUGUGCAGGUCGACGACGACGUUGAGUACACAUGGGUCGAUGGCCUCUGUUUUCUCUACGCAGCUUGUAGCAAUGGCUGGUUGAUGUCUCCAUGCAUGGUCCUUGCUAGUUUUAAGGCCUUCCUUUGGUGUCGAUCUAUGCUUGCAUGUCGUGACGGUGAGAGGUCUCGAUUAAUUAAUCUCAUUCAUGAUAGAAAA
Messenger RNA from Oryza brachyantha (malo sina), 4917 nucleotides. RefSeq names its product pentatricopeptide repeat-containing protein At3g24000, mitochondrial. The transcript has 6 exons. Bases 11 to 3142 code for a protein of 1043 amino acids. Gene Ontology annotation, biological process: RNA modification. Gene Ontology annotation, molecular function: protein binding; zinc ion binding; RNA binding. The record is from RefSeq and is a predicted model, not a curated record. NCBI's taxonomy places the organism in Eukaryota, Viridiplantae, Streptophyta, Magnoliopsida, Poales, Poaceae.